Messenger RNA from Cynocephalus volans (Philippine flying lemur), 6290 nucleotides. RefSeq names its product malectin (gene MLEC). The transcript is spliced from 5 exons. Bases 175 to 1044 code for a protein of 289 amino acids. The record is from RefSeq and is a predicted model, not a curated record. NCBI's taxonomy places the organism in Eukaryota, Metazoa, Chordata, Mammalia, Dermoptera, Cynocephalidae. Gene Ontology annotation, molecular function: carbohydrate binding. Gene Ontology annotation, cellular component: membrane.
UUGUUCCUGAGGUGGGAGGUGGCACCCGUGGCUGAGGAGAAGGAGGCCUGAGAACGAUAUGUACCCGGUGGCUGAGGCAGAGCGGCCCGUGGCGCUGUUUUUCUGAUUCCGGGACGGCCUGGCAGCCGGCCGAGAACGAGGGUCGGUGGGGGCUGGCCCCGCGUGGUGGCCGCCAUGCUGGGGGCCCGGGCGGUUGAGGGAGCCGCUGUGGCGCUCUUGCGACUGCUGCUGCUGCUGCUGCCGCCGGCGCUCCGGGGGCCAGGGCUCGGCGCUGCCGGCGCGGCGGGGGCCGGGCUGCCAGAAAGCGUCAUUUGGGCCGUCAACGCGGGUGGCGAGGCGCAUGUGGACGUUCAUGGGAUCCAUUUCCGCAAGGACCCUUUGGAAGGCCGGGUGGGCCGAGCCUCAGACUAUGGCAUGAAACUGCCAAUCCUGCGUUCCAACCCUGAGGACCAGAUCCUGUAUCAAACGGAGCGGUACAAUGAGGAGACCUUUGGCUACGAAGUGCCCAUCAAGGAGGAGGGGGACUACGUGCUGGUGUUGAAAUUUGCUGAGGUCUACUUUGCACAGUCCCAGCAGAAGGUAUUUGAUGUACGAUUGAAUGGCCAUGUCGUGGUGAAGGACUUGGAUAUCUUCGAUCGUGUUGGGCACAGCACAGCUCACGAUGAAAUCAUCCCUAUGAGCAUCAGGAAGGGGAAGCUGAGUGUCCAGGGGGAGGUGUCCACUUUCACAGGGAAACUCUACAUUGAGUUUGUCAAGGGAUACUAUGACAAUCCCAAAGUCUGUGCACUCUACAUCAUGGCUGGGACUGUGGAUGAUGUGCCAAAGCUGCAGCCUCAUCCAGGAUUGGAGAAGAAAGAAGAAGAAGAAGAAGAAGAAGAAUAUGAUGAAGGGUCUAAUCUCAAGAGACAGACCAACAAGAACCGGGUGCAGUCAGGCCCCCGUACACCCAACCCCUAUGCCUCAGACAACAGCAGCCUCAUGUUUCCCAUCCUGGUGGCCUUUGGAGUCUUCAUUCCAACCCUCUUCUGUCUCUGCCGGUUGUGAGAACAAAUGACCCUCCUGAAUGGGGUGAAAGGGUAUGGGAAAGAAACCAAACAUGUUGGUUUUGGUUUCUGUUUUUUUCACAAUGAUUAACAACAACAAGAACAAAAAGGCAAAAAAAAAAAAAAAAAACCCACAAAAAUUAAAGGAGAUUAAAAGAGGCAGAGUGAGUAGAGAGCAGCCCUCAUCCACCACCUGGUCCCAGACCUGCUUCAGUACUAGUCCUCUCUUUGUGGCUGGCCCCCAGCCGUCUCUUUCCUCUCUAAGGUACUUAGGGUAAACUGGAUCCUUCCUGUUCAAGGAUCCUCAUUUGUAUAUCUAGUGGAAAGAACUCUGAACUCAGAGCAGUCACAGUUCCUUUUUUAGGUUAGAAAUUAACAGCAGGGAAAUGUCAUCUUAUUGCCUGAGAAGACCAGCACUGGGAGUUGGGUAUAUUCUGAAGUUAGGUCCAGAUAAGUUUUCAGAUGUCCUGGGAUUGAGUGUGUGUGUGUGUGUGAUGGUGUAUAAUUUGUAUGGUAAAGACAAAAAGAAAAAAGAAGGGGGAUUUUUAAAAAGUUAAGUAAAUGCUUCCUUACUUGGAAGCCUUUCUGGAUUAAUCCAAUUUUGGUUUCACCUUAAGUGUUUGAGCUUUAUCAUUGCUUAUCUCCCUGACGUGCCAGUUAGAGGACUGUCUGGUAUCCAAGACAAUUAGUUUAUAUCAGGUCCUCAGAUUGCCUCUGACUUGCUACCACAACAAAUCAUUUGAUUUCAGUGCCUGUUGGGGACUUGAUUUCUUCUCAAUUUUUUUCUUAAUCUGACUCAUUUGAAAUCUCUUCUCCCUCUCAACCAUCCACUAAGUUAUUGCCAAGAAGGGAAGAGACAUGGGGAUUUUAAGUUCUCUCUGCUUGAAUGUCUUACCCUCUACCACCUCACCUUGUUGGUAUCUCCCUCCCUGGAUCUUUGAGCCAGCAGCCAGGAGGACCUGACCCAGCAGUUCUUUACUGGACCCUUUGUAGGGUCGUGCUGCCAGGGGACAGGGAUGUUUUCCAGCCUGCAGCAACAGAACACUUGACCUUAAAAGUCUCUUCUGGUCUUUGGAUUAGAAAAGGCUUAUGUUAGCAUAACUUAAGAGCAACCUCAGAGACUUGAGCCCUACUAAGUGACUGACCACUGUUUAGAGUGUCUGAUGUUCAUGUAUUCCCAUGUCCUUCUGUAUCAGAGUUCAGCCAGUUUUGAUUGAUGCCUAGAGCUGUCCCAAGGAACUAGACUGGCUAUAUAGGCCCAGUGGCACUUCUCAUUGAUUUUAGUAUGCCCCUCUGUCCUUUAAUUUUCCUGUCUAAGUAGUAGUCAGUUUCUUGGUGUGAUGGGGCUGAAAGAUUUCAUGUCAGCCAUAGUCCUGGCAGCUCUGAAGCUAAUCUUAGCAUAUAAAUGUCUGUCUUGAAUUCCUUGGAAAAAUUUGUGCAGGAAAUUAAGCUCCCCUGUUCCCCUCCUUUCUGGUCACUGUCAUCCAUUUCCCAGUUAAGGCAACAAUGAGAAGAGGACCCAGUCAAGCUAAAGGAAUUUUGUGGAUGGCAGGCAGGAUUAGCUUCAGCUUGGGCCGGAGCAGAAUAGAGUCUCAGGGCAGGCCCAUCUUUCUAGAAUGUGUUUAAUUUUAUGUUUGCCUUAUUUUUUAAGAACUCCAUAUAUUUGAACUGCUCUUUGUGUGACAAAGUGAGUAGCUCUUGGGCUCCUGUCCUGGGUUUUGGCUGUUAAUGAUUACUCCAGGGCAGCAUUUGGUCAUUUGAGAAUUGUAGCCCUUUAUUUUUGCUGUGACUUGGGCCUCAGUACUAGAGUAUUGAGUCAGGCAGCUGGAUGGCUGUGGCCUGAGGCUGCAAUCAGAGGAGCAGUUCCUGGAGUGCUUCUCGAAGCUCCCCUGCUUCUAAAGGAUGAGGUACUGUAGCCUUGGUCUUGGGGACUAACUGCCUGGAGCAGUGGACAUGCUGACUAAUUGGGCUUCUGACAGUGGUUUUGGUUCCUGUCCCAUCACAACUUCCUAAAGCUAUGGGCCACUGCCAGUGGUUUAGACAAGAUGCCCUCAUUUUGCCUUGUUUGUUAGUUUGCCUGGGUCUCUCUGAGGAAGGAGGGGUCCCGCUUCCUCACUUUAACGCAUCCCUUCAGUGACUCAGAGUCUCAGAAGGAAACCCUGACUCCUGGGGCCAUUUCCUAAUGGUACUGUAAGCCAAGCAGCUUUGCCUCUGCCUCUGUUUCCAAGCCCACCCCUUUCCCCUGAGCUCAGGGAUAAGGAUGGGCGCUUUCCUCUCUGGUUGUGUUUGAAAGGAAGGAACAUCUUUCUAUAGCUAACAAAAACUAAAGGGGAAGUGAGGAAACAGGAAGAAGUAUGGUGGGGGCUGGGGUAGACUCCCCUGGAGCCAAGCCCACCCAGCUAACAGGAGCUGCCUAUGGCUGGCUACAGCCGGCUCACGAUGCUGAACUUGAAAGCUUUUUUGUUUUUUGUUUUUGUUUUUGUUUUUUGGCUCUUCCAAGAUGAUAUAGGUACAUGAAGUUUAGGUUAAGGGGGUGGGAUGGGGUGCUCUUUAUUUUUAUUUUUGUAUUGUGUGUGUCAAGAAUUACUCAUUCAUCUUUUGCUUUUGCACUGUCUGGUCCCCAUCUGUAUUUUGAGCUAGUGCUAGGACUGAGAGGCUGCACUAUAGGGAGUCUGACUGGGUUGGGAGGUGAUGAGUGAUACCAGUUAGGGCGUGAGGGAGGAGAGGCCUGGGCUCUUCUACUGGAUCUUCACUCUGUCCCAGGUUUUAGAUCCCACAUUACCCUAGCUGGCCAAAGACAAGAGCAGACAACCAGGGUGAAACUCCUUUUUCCAGAAGUGUGGCUUCAGUUCAGUUUUUGGGAGGACCAUGCAAAGACGUCUGCUGGAGAUAGGCUGAGAGACUGGAAUCUAGUUCUGACUUGGGUCAGGGGCCAGCCAAUCUCUAAUCGGACUUUUCUGGGUCUUACUCAUGCUGACUGAAACAUCAUGUGAAGAAACUGUCUGUGGGAUCCAUGUCUCCUAAACUAGCUCCAUUUUUCUGAAAAAUCUGAAAAAAGAAGCUACUCAGUGGAUACCUUGAGUUCUGGUAAUUUGAAAGAUAGUUUUCUUUGAGUGUCAGUGGUGUUAGUCUCCCAGGAGAACUAGCCCUGACCUGUAGGGCCACCCGUUGGUUUGAGAGUGUGAUCAUGUUCUCUUGCUACCACUGCCAGAGAAAAACUGGGAUCACAUUAGAGGUCACUUAGGCUUUGAUGAAAUGGGGUAAAGUUUAAGUUUACCUCCUCUAUUGGUGCCUGGGAAUUGUUUGGUCCACUUUUAGAAUUGCGGUUUGACUUCUUUAUCUUUUUUGGAGAAGCUUCUGUUUUAAGGAAUUUCUCUUCCUUCUUAACCUGCCUCUAGCCUUUCCUGGGAAGGCCUGGCCAUGGCUUUUAGAAUCUCAGCCAAGAACUUCAAAAAAACAGCAGCAGUAAUUUUCUUUUUCUAGUGUUUAAACAUCCCUUUCCCUAGAAAUUGGCUCAUCUUGGGAAGCCCAGGGAAAGAAUCAGCAGGUCUACCCUCUCUGGGCUUUGGCGAAGGACCCACCCCGGUCAGCACAGUGCCUUUUCUUCUCCUGCUCUGAGCCAGGGUGGGUGCUGCCUCUAGAUUCAGGUCUGGGCAGGGGUCCUACAUUUCCUGCCAUGGGGCUGCUUCCCCAUCCCUUCCUCUCCCUCCCCUUUGCUGGCCAACUCUGACAUAAUUCAGUUGUCUUCUUGCCUUGAGGAACCUUAAUGUCAUCUAGUGGCAACGUGAUAUUGUCCUCCAUGCCUCUCCAAAAGGACCUAGGAGAGCAGGUGAGCUUUUCAAAGUGAGAGAGACUAAUAGAUGAUCCUGGUUUUUUUGUUUGUUUGUUUGUUUUGUUUUUUAAAAGGUAGGGAUGCUUUGGUACUCCUUCUGCUGUGCCCCUGAGGAAGGAGAAUGGGGCAAGGCAAAGUCUCCAAAGCAGAACUAGAAACACCCAGGACCUAUUCAGAAAUCUCAGAAGUCUGCUUCUCUUCUGUGGAAAGAUAUAAUUAGGGAUCAAAGAGCUCUAAGAAAAUUGCAAAGAAGCCUUAAUGUUCAAGCUACAGAGAGAUCAGAGCAGUUUUUCCCUUUUAUUCUAAGCUAGGACUCUGUGUUUAGACCUCUCCUGGGAUAAGCGGGCUAGAUUGGCACCAGUGGGUCAGCUGCCCAGUAAGUGACGGUUUCUUCUUUGCACAUGUGUGGCUUGCUGCCGAUCUGGUUUGUCCUUCCCCAGCUGCCUUUUGUCUACCCUGCUUUGGGUGGCCAAAUCAUCUUGAUAAGAGCAGAUGAUUUGGAGACUCGCUGGACUGGCAGGAAAAGAGCAGGAUGGAUCUCUUGGGGUGGGUUACCCCCAGGAAUAUAAAAACAAGGAGCCAGGAUUGUGCUGGCAGGCAGGGAAACAGUAGUGCCUGUUCGAGUUGGCAGAGAGGGCCUUGGCACCUCUCAUAUCCAGGCAGUCUUGUGAGAUGGGGGCACAUGGCACCGGGAAAAGCAGAACUCCAUUCUCACCUCUAUUUUGAGCUUCAGUGCUUUAUUUCAGUAUGAGGAAAAACAACAACGAACUGAAGUGCAUUUUCCGUCCUUUCAAAGGACAACUAUCGGGAAAGGAGAGCUGAGUUGCCAGGUGGGAGGGGAGAGUUGGCAGGGAGAGACGUUAUGGCAAAACCAGGAAAGAGACAUUCUUGACUUCUCUCUUCCCUGGUGUGUCAUGAUCCAGGGAAUGAAAAGAAAUUUGACCCUGGAUUAAUUCCCUCCUUGGACUUAAGGAAUGUUUCCUUUUCCUUCCACGAUGUUCUCCCAGGCUAGGACCAGCUGCCCAUUCUGAGUACAUGGCAGCCUCUUCAACCAUUAUUGGCUUAACCUGGUUUGUCAGGAAACCAACCCUGCCCCUCCAACUUGGGCCUGGCUGCUCUAUUCUGUACCAAGUACUGAAGGAAAAAUGUCAAGUUCUUAGUAGCCAUUGUAGCUCCUUACUCUGAUUUCCCAUCCUCUCCCUACGGAGACCAAACCAGCUCUUUGUAGCUACAACACACGUUUACAGCAGCACAGUGAGAUGUAAUUGAGGGGCUCUGAACCUGGCUGGCCAGGGAAGCAGUAGGGGUGAAUAGAACUGUCUUUCCUUCUGGGCUGUCUCCAUCUGUCCCUACCCCUUCCACACCCCACCCCACUCCCACCAAAAAGUAAAAAAUCAGGAUGUUUUUCACUGUCC